AUGCAUCUCACCAACAUCCUCCUUGCCUCCCUGGCUUCCGCCGCCACUGUUUCCGCACAGUGCGCUCUUCCUUCCAGCUACAAGUGGACGUCUUCCGGACCUCUUGCCAGCCCUAAGGACGGCUGGGCUGCCCUCAAGGACUUCACUGCUGUUCAGUACAAUGGAAAGAAGCUCGUCUACGGCACCACCACCAGCUCUGCUGGCAAGUACGGCUCUUUUAACUUCGGCCUCGUCAGCAACUGGUCCGACCUGGCCUCGGCCAGCCAGACCGCCCACAGUUUCAGCGCCGUCGCGCCCACUCUGUUCUACUUCUCGCCCAAGAAGGUCUGGGUUCUGGCGUACCAGUGGGGUCCUACCACCUUCUCCUACCGCACCAGUACCGACCCCUCCAACGCGAACAGCUGGGGUGCAGCUCAGCCUCUCUUCUCUGGCACAGUCUCUGACUCAGAUACCGGCGCUAUUGAUCAGACUAUCAUUGGUGACUCCCAGAAUAUGUACUUGUUUUUCGCCGGUGACAACGGCAGUAUCUAUCGCGCUAGCAUGCCCAUUGGCAACUUCCCUGGCAACUUCGGUACCGCCAGCACCGUUGUCAUGACUGACAGCAGGAACAAUUUGUUCGAGGCCGUUCAGGUUUACACUCUCCAGGGUGCCACCUCCGGCCCCAAGUAUCUCAUGAUCGUCGAAGCCAUUGGUUCCAACGGCCGCUACUUCCGAAGCUUCACCGCUACCAGCCUCAGCGGGAACUGGACUCCUCAGGCUGCUUCUGAACAGAACCCUUUCGCCGGCAAGGCGAAUAGCGGUGCCACCUGGACCAACGAUAUUUCCCACGGUGACCUGUACCGCACCAACCCCGAUCAGACCUUCACUGUCGACCCUUGUAACCUGCAGCUGGUCUACCAGGGUCGCGAUCCUAGCAACCAACCUAGCGACUACAACCUUCUGCCUUACCGCCCUGGUGUCCUUACACUCCAGCGGUAG
Molecule: messenger RNA, 978 nt
Organism: Didymella exigua CBS 183.55
Lineage: Eukaryota; Fungi; Ascomycota; Dothideomycetes; Pleosporales; Didymellaceae
Product: glycoside hydrolase family 62 protein
Exons: 1
Coding region: 1-978 (325 amino acids)
Biological process (GO): L-arabinose metabolic process
Molecular function (GO): alpha-L-arabinofuranosidase activity
Source: RefSeq, a predicted model, not a curated record